AUGUCAUCACCAUAUGUAGAUUUCGACUCCUUGCCCCAGGUCCAAGGGCAGCCACACGGCAACACUUGGGGGUUGUGGGGACAAAACGAUGAAUUAGGCACCCUAAACUACCUCACGCCCGACGUGGUAAAGCGUGCAGUCCAGGAGGUCAAGGGCGGCAUCUCAAUCCAGCUAGACCUCCGCUUAGACUAUUUUCAGGAACGCCUCGUGGGCAGGGAGCCGUUUGGACACCAGAUCAUUGACUUCAAAGAGCGGCUGAAAGGCACACCCGACGAAGUCUUUGGGCACGAUGACGUGAUCACACUCAACACGCAGAGCAGCUCGCAAUGGGACGGCUUGCGACACAUCGCGGUCCAGCAUUGUGGGCUGUAUUACAAUGGGAUGAAGCACCGGGAUAUUGACGAGAAGCUCGAAGACGGGCGGCUGGGUAUUCACCGUUGGGCCGAGAGAGGUGGAAUCGUGGGGCGAGGCGUCCUGCUCGAUUACCACGCGUGGCGUGAGCAGACAGGCAAGCCGGCCGUCGUGGCCAAUUCCACCUUCUCCAUCACCACCGAGGAGUUGGAUCAAGUCGCCCAGCACCAGAACGUGCUAUUCCACGAUGGCGACAUCCUCAUCAUUCGAUCCGGCUUCACGGCGUGGCACGCACGUGCUAGCCCAGAAGAGCGUCAGGCGGCGAUACAACGAUCUACCUUUAUCGGCGUUGAGGCUUCCCUACAGUCUGUCAAGUGGUUGUGGAAUCACCACUUCUCCGCCGUUGCAGGGGAUACCAUUGCCUUCGAGAGCCAGCCCAUCAGCUUUGGGGUCGAGGGGAAGAUGAACCUGCACGAGUGGUUGCUGGGUCAUUGGGGUACGCCUAUUGGCGAACUAUGGGAUCUGGAGACGCUGUCAGAAGUGUGUCGGGAGAGGAGGCAGUGGUCGUUUCUAUUGACCAGCGCGCCGUUAAAUGUGUUUGGAGGUGUGGGAUCGCCCCCCAACGUCCUGGCAAUUCUAUGA
This is a messenger RNA of Fonsecaea erecta, 993 nucleotides long. RefSeq lists its product as hypothetical. The record is from RefSeq and is a predicted model, not a curated record. Lineage: Eukaryota; Fungi; Ascomycota; Eurotiomycetes; Chaetothyriales; Herpotrichiellaceae. Gene Ontology annotation, molecular function: arylformamidase activity. The transcript has 3 exons. Bases 1 to 993 code for a protein of 330 amino acids.